Messenger RNA from Fukomys damarensis (Damara mole-rat), 4549 nucleotides. It is a transcript of the gene Gucy2d, whose product is annotated as guanylate cyclase 2D, retinal. Lineage: Eukaryota; Metazoa; Chordata; Mammalia; Rodentia; Bathyergidae. Gene Ontology annotation, biological process: cGMP biosynthetic process; receptor guanylyl cyclase signaling pathway; protein phosphorylation. The record is from RefSeq and is a predicted model, not a curated record. Gene Ontology annotation, molecular function: protein kinase activity; ATP binding; guanylate cyclase activity. The coding region runs from base 1 to 3300 and encodes 1099 amino acids. The transcript is spliced from 19 exons.
AUGACUGCGCGCGCCCUCCACGCGAGUGGGCUUCGCGACGCCCGCCCCGCGCCCCGCCUCCCGCGGGCCCUGCCCUGGCGGGGGCUGCUCCGGUUCCUACUCCUGCUGCUCUUCCCUCCGCCCUCUGCCUUUUCUGCCUUGUUCAAAGUAGGGGUACUGGGCCCCUGGACAUGCGACCCCAUCUUCGCCCGGGCGCGUCCGGAUCUGGCCGCGCGUCUGGCCGCAGCCCGCCUGAACCGUGACCUUGCCCUGCAAGGCGGCCCGCGUUUCGAGGUCGUGCUGCUGCAGGAGCCUUGCCGUACGUCAGGGUCGCUGGGCGCUGUGUCCUCUGCACUUUCCCGCGUCUCAGGUCUUGUGGGCCCCGUGAACCCUGCAGCCUGCCGGCCCGCUGAACUCCUAGCCCAAGAGGCUGGGGUUGCGCUGGUGCCCUGGGGAUGCCCCGGGGCGCUGGCGGCGGGCACCACGGCCCUGGCUGUGACCCCCGCCGCGGAUGCUCUUUAUGUCCUCCUUCGAGGCUUCCGCUGGGCGCGUGUGGCCCUGGUCACCGCCCCCCAGGACCUGUGGGUGGAGGCGGGACAGGCUCUGUCCACCGCACUGAGGGCCCGGGGCCUGCCGGUUGCUCUGGUGACGUCCAUGGAGCCAUCCGACCUGUCUGGAGCACGGGAGGCCCUGAGGAGAGUCCGGGAAGGGCCUAGCGUCAGAGUAGUGAUCAUGGUGAUGCACUCAGUGCUGCUGGGAGGCGAGGAGCAGCGCUACCUACUGGAAGCCGCAGAGGAGCUAGGCUUGGUGGAUGGCUCCCUGGUCUUCCUGCCCUUCGACACCCUGCACUAUGCCUUGUCCCCAGGCCCGGAGGCCUUGGCUGCGCUUGCCAACAGCUCCCAGCUUCGAAGGGCCCAUGACGCUGUGCUCACCCUCACACGACACUGUCCUCUGGGAGGCAGCGUGCUGGACGGCCUGCGCAGGGCCCAAGAACACCAGGAGCUGCCCCCAGACCUCAAUCUGCUGCAGGUUUCCCCGCUCUUUGGCACCAUCUAUGACUCCAUCUUCUUGUUGGCUGGGGGCGUGGUGGAAGCCCAGGCCUCCUCUGGUGGUGGCCGGGUUUCUGGAGCUGCUGUGGCCCGCCACAUCCAGGAUGCCCACAUCCUUGGGUUCUGCGGGGCCCUAGGAGGAACUGAGAAGCCCCCUUUUGUGCUGCUGGACACUGAUGCAGCUGGAGACAGGCUGUUUGCCACACAUAUGCUGGACCCUGCCCGAGGCUUCCUGAGUUCUGCAGGGAACCUGGUGCACUUCCCUCGAGGAGGCCCAGCGCCCGGACCAGAUCCCUGGUGCUGGUUUGAUCCAAAUGUCAUCUGCAAUGAAGGAGUGGAGCCUGGCCUCGUCUUUCUUGGCUUCCUUCUGGUGGUAGGGUUGGGGCUCAAGGGGGCUUUCCUGGCCCACUAUAUGAGACACCGGCUUCUUCACAUCCAAAUGGUUUCUGGUCCCAACAAGAUUAUCCUGACUCCUGAUGACAUCACCUUCCUUCAGCCACAAGGGGGCAGCUCUCGAAAGGUGGUCCAGGGAAGUCGGUCAAGUCUGGCCACUCACAGUGUGUCAGACAUUCAUAGCAUCCCCAGCCAGCCCCUGGAAAGCUCCAGCAUUGGUCUCUAUGAGGGAGACUGGGUCUGGCUGAAGAAAUUCUCAGGGGAUCAUCACAUAGCUAUCCGCUCAGCGACCAAGAUGGCCUUCUCCAAGCUGCGGGAGCUCCGGCACGAGAACGUGGCCCUCUACUUGGGGCUUUUCCUGGCGAGGGCAACAGACAGCCCUGCGGAGACCGGGGAGCGCGUGCUGGCCGUGGUCUCAGAGCACUGUGCUCGCGGCUCCCUCCAUGACCUCCUUGCCCGGAGAGAUAUAAAGUUGGACUGGAUGUUCAAGUCCUCCCUCCUGCUGGACCUCAUCAAAGGAAUGAGGUAUCUGCACCAUCGCUGCGUGGCUCACGGGCGGCUUAAAUCACGAAACUGCGUGGUGGACGGUCGGUUCGUGCUCAAGGUCACAGACCACGGCCACGGGCGACUGCUGGAAGCGCAGAGGGUGUUACCGGAGCCCCCCAACGCGGAGGAUCAGCUGUGGACAGCCCCCGAGCUGCUUCGGGAUCCGGCCCUGGAGCGCCGGGGAACUCUCGCUGGCGACGUCUUUAGCCUGGGCAUCAUUAUGCAGGAGGUCGUGUGCCGCAGCGCCCCCUACGCCAUGCUGGAGUUGACGCCAGAGGAAGUGAUACAGAGGGUACAGAGCCCCCCUCCACUGUGUCGGCCCUUCGUCUCCAUGGACCAGGCACCCAUGGAGUGCAUCAAGCUGAUGGCACAAUGCUGGUCAGAGCAGCCAGAACUUCGGCCUUCCAUGGACCACAUCUUUGACCUGUUCAAAGGCAUCAACAAGGGUCGGAAGAUGAACAUCAUUGAUUCAAUGCUUCGAAUGUUAGAGCAAUACUCCAGCAACCUGGAGGACCUGAUCCGGGAGCGCACAGAAGAGCUAGAGCAGGAAAAGCAGAAGACAGACCGUUUGCUCACACAGAUGCUGCCUCCAUCUGUGGCUGAGGCCCUGAAGAUGGGAACACCUGUAGAACCAGAGUAUUUUGAAGAGGUGACACUGUACUUCAGUGACAUCGUGGGCUUCACCACCAUCUCAGCCAUGAGUGAGCCCAUUGAGGUGGUGGACCUGCUCAAUGACCUCUACACUCUAUUUGAUGCCAUCAUUGGUUCCCACGAUGUCUAUAAGGUGGAGACAAUUGGGGAUGCCUAUAUGGUGGCCUCAGGGCUGCCCCAGAGGAAUGGGCAGCGGCAUGCUGCAGAGAUUGCCAACAUGUCUCUGGACAUCCUCAGUGCAGUGGGCUCUUUCCGCAUGCGCCAUAUGCCAGAGGUGCCCGUGCGCAUCCGCAUUGGCCUGCACUCAGGCCCGUGUGUGGCGGGCGUGGUGGGCCUCACCAUGCCACGAUACUGCCUGUUUGGGGACACGGUCAACACUGCCUCGCGCAUGGAGUCCACUGGGCUUCCUUACCGCAUUCACGUGAACUUGAGCACUGUGCGGAUUCUCCACGCUCUGGACCAAGGCUUCCAGAUAGAGCUGCGCGGACGCACCGAGCUGAAGGGCAAGGGCGUUGAGGACACGUACUGGCUGGUGGGCAGACUCGGCUUUAACAAGCCCCUCCCCAAACCGCCUGACCUGAAGCCAGGGGCCAGUAACCAUGGCAUCAGCCUGCAAGAGAUUCCUCCUGAGCAGUUCCAGAAGCUGCAAAAGGCUAGGCCGGGCCAAUUCUCAGGGAAGUGAGGCCCGGCGCUGGACAGGACUACUCUGGAAAGCCCUUCUCCUGAAAGUUGCUGCUAUGUGUGAUUGAAAGUUGGGCCUUUACCAGUGGCUUCUGUCCAGCUCUGCCUCCAAGGAUUCUGAGUCUUUACAAAACCAUCUGCAAACCAUCUGUGUGGCCUUGGGAAGGUCUCGUUGGAUCUUCAGACUUGUGUACCCUUCAACAGUGGAAUGACAGGGACCUAAGCGAUUUUCACAGACCCGCCCUGCCCUGACUGUUGGACUUCAGAGUGGCUGGCCUUGGGAUAUACAACACUGGCAUAUGUGGACACUUAUGGGGUCCCAAUUCUUAGGGGCUCUGAGCCCACCAGGGGAUGUUGGAGUGAGGUGUUCUCCACUUCCCAGAGCCUCUCAGGGGCCCAGGAAGGGAUCUGGGGUGGCCACUCCAGAGGAGUUGGAGGCCCCCUGUUCCAUUGAGGCAUUGGUGGUCAUGUGGCCUGGGGAGGCUGGGGCUUCUGUUUAGCCUGGAAACUCCCAUUUCCAGUGCCCUCUAGUCAGAAACUGGCUCCUGCAGUGGAUAAAACCAAGUCACUUGCUCACGUGCAGAGAGAAUCUUUCUUUGAGGUUUUGGGGAAAGGAAAUUAAACUGUACCAACCUUUACUAACCAGAACAGUGGAAGAAUAGGAGUAUUCUCUGUUUAACUGUGAGCUCCUGAGCAGACAUUUGGACAGAAAGUCUUCUCUGCUUAGAUCUUUGCAACAACACUCAGUCCUGGCAAGUGCCCCUGGAGUUCUUUUGUGGAACUCUGAUGCCUAGGCUCUGGCAUAUUUGAUUGUUGGUGUUCUUUGCCACAGACCUGGAAGAAGUUAGUGGUAGCUGCAGCAGCACUCAGUAGGUAGUGAGUGUUCAGUCCCUGAAGGUGAGCAAACAGAACUGGAGGCAUUAUUGACAAGUUGUGACAGAGGGAAUUCCUAGGUGAAAGAAUGAAGUAAGUCCUCAUUACAGAAAGUGUGGCUCAUGGGGCAGCAUCAUUACCUGGGAACUUGUUAGAAAUGCAGAAUCUUAGGUCCCACCCAGACCUGCUGAAUAAUAACCUGAAUGACAAGAUCCUUCAAACUACUGUAGGAACAUCGAACUGAAUGUAGGAUUCCUAAAUCUCAGAAUCUCUACAAUUUCAUAAAAGUAACACAGGAAGCUAGCCACUAGACUUGUCUUAUUUAGCUUAUGGGGUGUUUUUGUUUUGAGCUAACAUUUAAAAUUAAUUCUAAAUUA